UCGAUCCCCGCCUCUUCGUUCAAACGAAAUCCUCGGCUCCGCCCACCGCCGCCGUCGCCGCCGCCUCGUCGGGGGGAAGGGAACCGUCGGUCCGCCGCCGUCGGGCUCACGCCCGCCAAUCCCCCCCCCCCACCUCCAUUCCCCUUCCGUCCUCGAGACCUUCCCGACGGAUACGAGCGGCGGGGGGGCGCGAUGCCACCGAGGAGGAAGCGUGGGGUCGCCAAGCAGCGGCCGCCGGAGCCGCCCGCUGCCGACGCGCCGCUGCGGGAGCGGCUGAGGUGGCUCAACGACCAGGAACUUGAACAUCGGAGUGCUGCCAUUAAAGCUAUCCAAGCAGCUGAGAUUGAGAGCAUACUUUCUCGGUUGCAUUUGGUUCAAUCCUACAUUUCCAAGGAGCAACAAGAGGGAUGUGCCUUGCAAUAUUUUCAGGAGAACUUACCCAACUUAUCAGUUGUCCUGAAUGAAAAACAGAAUGAGCUUGAGUUGAAACGGGAAGAUUGGGACAGUCGAAUAAUUGGAGACCACUGUGAUGAGAAGAUUUUUCGAGCUUCAGUCUCUUCAUUACCAAAUGUUGGUGGUGUUCAAUUCUCAGGGGAUUCAGUGCAGAAAAGUUUUAUGGAGAACAUGGCUUUUAACUUUAAUGACUUUGCUUGGGAUCAGCUACCUGAGGAUCAACUGGCAGGAGUUGCAGAUGCUUUACGGACACCUGGGGCUGUGAGCACUCGACUCUCUUUUGGCAUGACACCAAAAACUUUAAGAUUACCCAAAAAGGGUGAGAUGCUCUUAUCUGUACGUGGUUCACCUCUUGGAGUGUACAAAGAAGAAAAUUUGGCAGCUGUUCGUGAAUCAACGAAUGGAAGUGAAGAUGCUGCCUAAUAAUGACAGUUGCCAUAUAUAACGUAGAUCUUAUCAACCCUUGACAUAAGCUUUAGGAUAUCGCUGUUUCUUCUUUCUUACCUUAGCUGGAAUACUCACCCGGAAUCAGGAUGCAAUCGCUAGUUGAGGUAACUUGCGUUAUCUAUCUGUUAUCCCUUGUGUAGUUGGUCCAAGCUUGUUGUAGAAUGCCAAUUUCAUUCAGGUGAAAUCAUGUAUUAAGUUGUGUGUCACCGUUGUUUACUUUGCUGCCAAGAAAGUGGACAUACCCUGUCAAGUCUCUGUGUCAUCUGUCCCGACUGUCCGUUACAUGAGAUGAGACGAUGUGAGCUGUUGUAAAAAAAGAAUUGGGAGUGUGAAUCAUUGGAUUUUCUAUUCAAAUUGCUUGCAAAAGAAUUAGUAAAUACGUAGUUGAGUAGGAAAAUGUAAAAUUUGUCCAAUACCGCCCGGUUUAUCUAUGUGUGUUAUUCAUACUGUUUUUUUUUCUUACAAAUUCCUUCAGCUGCUGUUAUAGAUAAUGUAGAUUCUUGUUUUUAGUUUUUACAAUUCCUU
This is a messenger RNA of Oryza brachyantha (malo sina), 1425 nucleotides long. RefSeq lists its product as uncharacterized. The transcript is spliced from 7 exons. The coding region runs from base 193 to 876 and encodes 227 amino acids. Lineage: Eukaryota; Viridiplantae; Streptophyta; Magnoliopsida; Poales; Poaceae. The record is from RefSeq and is a predicted model, not a curated record.